UUUUCAGUUUUUCACCUUAGAACCCUAGUGCUGGGUGCAGGAGCUUGCUGAAUCGAAGUUAAUUGCUCUCACCCACUCUCAGCUUCUGCUUCUAAAUCUGAACUCAACGGUUCUGUGAAAUCAAAAUCCGCGGCAGUUCAGCAUUCUAGGGUGAUAUUUUCAUGGAUGGAGAUGGUAGCAGUGAAAGCCCAAUCGAAACUAAGAAAGCCAAGUCAAAAACCCCUCGAAAACCUAAAGAAACCAUUCUGAAGCAAAAAUCCCCUGCCGAAUUCUUCGCAGAAAAUAAGAACAUUGCAGGAUUUGAUAACCCUGGAAAAUCUCUUUAUACUACUGUUAGAGAGCUUGUGGAGAACUCACUUGACUCGGCGGAGUCCAUAUCGGAGCUUCCGGUGGUUGAAAUUACUAUUGAGGAGAUAGGGAAAAGCAAAUUUAAUUCCAUGAUUGGUCUUGUUGAUCGGGAACGUGUUGAUGCGGCUUUGUAUGAUGAUUAUGAAACUGAGAAGGCUCGUGAGAAACGAUUAGCAAAAGAGGCCCGUGCUCAAGAGAUGCAAGCAAAGAAUGCUGCCCUCGGAAAGAAAGUGAAAGAUACUCCAGCUUCAAAGGCUAUCAAGGGUCGAGGUGAGGCUUCCUUUUACAGAGUUACAUGCAAGGAUAAUGGAAAAGGAAUGCCACAUGAUGACAUCCCAAAUAUGUUUGGCCGAGUUCUAUCUGGGACAAAAUAUGGCUUGAAACAGACACGUGGAAAGUUUGGUCUUGGUGCAAAGAUGGCAUUAAUAUGGUCUAAAAUGAGUACUGGGCUUCCUAUUGAGAUCACUUCAUCAAUGAAGAACCAAAAUUAUGUUUCAUUUUGCAGGCUGGAUAUUGACAUUCAUAAGAAUAUUCCUCAUGUACAUUUACAUGAAAAACGGGAGAACAAGGAACAUUGGCGUGGAGCUGAAAUUCAAGUUGUCAUAGAGGGGAACUGGACAACUUACCGGUCAAAAAUAUUGCAUUACAUGCGACAAAUGGCUGUUAUCACCCCUUAUGCUCAGUUUCUAUUUAAAUUUGUGUCAGAUGCACCUGACAAGAAUGUCUCUAUAAGAUUUGCUCGCAGAACAGAUGUAAUGCCACCCAUUCCUAUGGAGACAAAGCAUCAUCCAUCAUCGGUUGAUUUGCUGCUAAUUAAACGACUUAUUGCUGAAACUUCGAAGCAGAAUCUUUUGCAGUUUCUUCAGCAUGAAUUUGUAAAUAUCAGUAAAUCUUAUGCUGAAAGAUUGAUAGGAGAAAUGGGUCCAGACUUCGGCUCGAAAAUGACUGUGAAGUCUCUAACUUCACAGCAAUUAGUACGGAUUCAUCAAUUGCUUCGUCAAGCCAAGUUUGAUGAUCCUAGUGGUCAUUGUCUUAGCCCUGCUGGUGAAUACAAUCUUCGGUUAGGAAUUAUAAAAGAGCUGCACCCGGACAUGGUUGCAACUUAUUCAGGCAGUGCUCAAGUUUUUGAAGGUCACCCAUUCAUUGUGGAAGCUGGAGUCAGUGUAGGUGGAAAAAAUGUCAAACAAGGUCUGAAUAUAUUUCGAUUUGCCAAUAGAAUUCCACUACUUUUUGAGCAAGGUGCUGAUGUUGUCACCAGAACUGCACAUAAAAGAAUCAACUGGAGUAGUUACAAAAUCAACCAGAUGCAAGAUAAGAUUGGUGUCUUUGUAAGCAUUGUGAGCACAAAAAUUCCAUUCAAAGGAACUGGGAAAGAAUACAUUGGAGAUGACAUAACUGAGAUUGCUUCUGCUGUCAAGUAUGCUAUUCAGCAGUGUUGUGUCCAAUUAAAAUCCAAGAUUGUGAAAAAGAUGCAUGCACGUGAGCAGCAGGAGAGGAAACGAAAUCUAAGCAGGUAUAUUCCUGAUGCUUCUGGUGCAGUAUACAAUGUUUUGAAAGAAAUGACACAGUUACAUGCAUCAAAGAAGAUUCGUUAUGGGGAUGAUGAUGCUGAACUACUGAGUAAAGUCUCUGAGAAUUUGAUUACUAAAGAAACACUGUGUGAAAAGCUUUCUAAACAUGUUGAACAGGUUGACUAUGAAAUGGCAUUGGAGUAUGCCACGCAGAGUGGAGUAAGCGAAGAACCCAGAGAAACAAUAUACAUACAAUCAUUGGAAGCUGAAAAUAAGAUGAUUGACCUACAGACUCCAUUUAUUGUUUUCAGAGUCUUUCAGUAGGCUUAGAAAAUUUAUUUGAUAGUGAAAAGAAACAAAAGCGAAGAUGAUUUUUCCAGAUUAAAUUUAUAUUGUGUUACCCGAAAGAACAAUUAUUGUAUCUAUUCUUUUCAUUUGUACCAAAUGGCAAUAAGAUUGAUAUGAUAUUGCUGUGAGUUCUGAAAUAAUGUUUACGCGAGCAUCUACAGUA
Messenger RNA from Glycine soja, 2370 nucleotides. Its product is annotated as DNA topoisomerase 6 subunit B. The coding region runs from base 162 to 2183 and encodes 673 amino acids. Gene Ontology annotation, cellular component: small ribosomal subunit; cytosol. The transcript has 19 exons. Gene Ontology annotation, molecular function: ATP binding; DNA binding; DNA topoisomerase type II (double strand cut, ATP-hydrolyzing) activity. The record is from RefSeq and is a predicted model, not a curated record. Gene Ontology annotation, biological process: DNA topological change. NCBI's taxonomy places the organism in Eukaryota, Viridiplantae, Streptophyta, Magnoliopsida, Fabales, Fabaceae.